AUGGAAAAUUUUCCCUGCAGUUUCCUUACAGUAAGAAUCAUCCGCAUGAGAAAUCUCCGCAAAGCUGAUGGUGUAAGCCAGUCUGACUGCUAUGUGGUGCUCUGGCUCCCAACUGCCACAUGCGAAAAGAUGCGGACCAAAACUGUCAAUAAUUGCAAGAACCCUGUUUGGAAUGAAACCUUUUACUAUAGGAUUCAGACACAAGUUAAGAAUAUGUUAGAGCUGUCUGUCUAUGACGAAGAUGCCAUCACUCCGGAUGACCUCCUUUUCACUAUACGCUUUGACAUAUCUCGGCUUCCGGUUGGAGAAAGAGUUCUCAUGCAUUUUAAAUGUGAUCCAAAGGCACAAGAAGAGCUGGAAGUUGAAUUUAUAGUGGAACCUGCGUCAGGCCCUCCUGAAACCAUACUUACUAAUGGAGUUUUAGUGUGUCGUGAAGUUUGCACAUUGGAAGCUGAGAUAAAUCAGAGGAAGCGACAUAAGUCAAAGAAAGACCUUUCGCUUUCAGUAAAAGGAUCCUGUGAAGGCUCGUAUUGUUUUAAGCUGGGUUCUGAUGCUAUUGUGACACCUCCAUGUCCCAAAACCUUCCACUAUGUCAAGUACAAGGAGUCAACAUUGGCUGUUACACUACCAAAGAAAAAAUCACGAUGCAAUCCUGUAUGCUGCUGUCAUAAUCAAAAUACCAAUAGAACCUGCUCACGUAGCACCAAGAAAGAUGUUCCACCUGUGAUGUUGAAUUCACUGCCCAGAGGGGAGAAAGUGCCAAUAGUGAAGGAAAAAAAGUAUAAUUUGCAUGUGAAAGUGGAUGAUUGUCACUGCUCCUGCCCAGAAGAUCUAGACGUGCGCUUGGGGUAUGGUCUGUGCCCACAGGAGCAAGAGUUCCUGUGCAAACGAAAGUGUCGAGUUGCUCAUGCUCUGAAGCAGGUUCUCCAGCUAGAUUAUGACCUGCAGGAACAUGAGGUUCCAGUGGUGGCAGUUGUAACAACUGGAGGUGGGACAAGAUCAUUUACAACAACAUAUGGCUGUAUGAGCGGUCUCCAAAGAUUAAAUCUCCUGGACUGCAUAACUUACAUAUCUGGUUUGUCUGGCACUACAUGGGCCAUGUCACAAAUAUAUAGAGAUGCUUAUUGGUCACAGAAGGAUCUGAGUGAGAAAAUAAAUGAGGCAAGGAAACAAGUGACCAAAAAUAAGAUGGAGAUGCUUUCCAUAAAUCGUGUCAAAUAUUACCAACAACAGCUUAAUCAACGGAAACAAGAAGGACACAAGACAACUUUUAUAGAUCUCUGGGGACUCAUCCUAGAGUAUUUGUUAAAUGAUGGGAAAAAUAAUCACAGACUGUCAGAUGAGAGGGAAGCUUUGAUGUAUGGUCAGAACCCGUUGCCUGUCUAUCUGGCUAUCAACACCAGAGAAAAGUACAGCACUAAUGACUUCAGAGAAUGGCUAGAAUUUACUCCCUAUGAGGUGGGAUUCCUGAAAUAUGGAGCAUUUAUACAUCCAGAGAACUUUGGAAGUGAAUUCUUCAUGGGCCACCUGAUAAAGAAGCUUCCAGAAAGCCAGAUAUGCUACCUUCAUGGUAUGUGGAGCAGCAUCUUUUCUCUGAAUUUGCUGUAUAUCUGGAACAGUGUUAAUAAUUCAGAGGAAUUUUGGCACAGAUGGACACAUGACAAGUUAAUUGAUCUUGAUGAAGACCCUCAUCUACCCACAAAGCCAUAUGAAAUAAAGAGCCACAUGUUUGUCCCAGCUGGAACACUUGCCAAUAAAUUUAGAGGGCUCUUGACAGAUCGCCUUUCUGUUGCCCAGUAUCACAACUUUCUGAAGGGGCUUCAGCUGCAUGACUGUUACUUGGAGAAUGAAAACUUUCAGAGAUGGAAAGGCACUGUGUUGGAUUGUUGUCCCAACCAACUAACGGAACAUGAAGACUACUUGGGACUGAUAGAUGCUGGAUUUUUCAUCAACACAAGUUGCCCACCACUUCUGAGGAAAGAGAGGAAAGUCGAUGUCAUUCUGCAUUUCAGUUACAGUUCAGGCCCACAGGGCAUGGCUCUAGAACAAGCUAGCAACUACUACACAAACCAUGGUAUUCCAUUCCCAAAAGUUGUCCUUUUGGAAGAGGACAAGAAACAGAUGAAGGAAUGCUACUUCUUUGAUCAGUCGAGGGCCCCUGGUUGUCCAAUCCUGUUGUUCUUCCCAUUAGUGAACGAUACCUUCCGAUAUUAUAAAGCACCUGGUGUGAAACGCUGCCAUGAUGAGAUGGCUGCAGGAAAUGUCGACGUUUCUUCCUGUCGGACCCCAUAUUCCACUUUCUGCCUUACUUACAGUGAAGAGAAUUUUGACAAACUAUUGAACCUGAGUGAAUACAAUGUCUUAAAUAACCAGCACUUGAUUCUGCAAGCACUGCAUACAGCUGUGGCACGGAAAAGGCAACAGUGCUGGAAAGUUAGCACCACCUUCAGAGAGGUUCAUGCUGUUGCAGGUGUGGCUGUAGGAAAGCUGGAUGUUACUGAACUGGUCAGCUACCUUGAUCUGGCGAAAGACAACUGGCGUGAACAAGAUACACCUCUUUCCUUCUGA
Messenger RNA from Varanus komodoensis (Komodo dragon), 2568 nucleotides. RefSeq names its product cytosolic phospholipase A2 epsilon-like. Gene Ontology annotation, molecular function: calcium ion binding; calcium-dependent phospholipid binding. The transcript has 20 exons. The record is from RefSeq and is a predicted model, not a curated record. Bases 1 to 2568 code for a protein of 855 amino acids. Gene Ontology annotation, biological process: glycerophospholipid catabolic process. Gene Ontology annotation, cellular component: cytosol. Lineage: Eukaryota; Metazoa; Chordata; Lepidosauria; Squamata; Varanidae.